Molecule: messenger RNA, 3453 nt
Organism: Trichosporon asahii var. asahii CBS 2479
Lineage: Eukaryota; Fungi; Basidiomycota; Tremellomycetes; Trichosporonales; Trichosporonaceae
Exons: 7
Coding region: 1-3453 (1150 amino acids)
Biological process (GO): vacuole organization; vesicle-mediated transport; intracellular protein transport
Cellular component (GO): endosome; HOPS complex
Molecular function (GO): protein-macromolecule adaptor activity
Source: RefSeq, a predicted model, not a curated record
AUGGCAGGACCGUCGAGGGUGGACACUGUGUCCGCUCCUCAGUGGCGUCAAUUUAGCUUUUUCGACCUCGAUACAGUCAAGGACGUUGAGGACCUAGCCGUGGCUCCCCGUGCGCUGCGUGAUCUCGUUCAGCCGAUCGUGGUGACACCGACGUCACCUUCGUCUCCGUUGACGCCGAGUGUCAUUAUCUCUACUGGAAACUCUAUUAUCGUCUUCGACCGGCAUUUCGUGCCUCAACGGACAUUCACUGCUUGGGAGGGGAACGGUAGAGCAACGGCGCUCCUCGAGGCUGGAGGGUUGCUUCUAGCCAUUGGCGAGGACGAGGGAAGUCGUCAGCCUAUUCUGAAGGUCUGGGAUCUGUCAAAAGAUGACAAGAAGAAGGGAGGCCCGCUGCUCAUGCGUAACGUCAGAAUACAGCCGCCUAGCGGACGUCCACACCCUGUACGUCCUGCGCUUGUCACACCACUGACUAUAGGAGAUGGUACGGUCCUCCUGUACCGCCAUCUUCUUCAGUCCCUGACUACUUCGCCGACGGCCUUGACGUCGCUACCCAAGGCGCGCGUGGUGCUGGAGCCUAACGAGCGAGCACCCGAGGCGAUUACUGGUCUCGGCUUCCGCGAGUCUCACUCGCCCAAACAUGGCCCGAACGCGACGACGCUCUUCAUCGUGACGACAAAUCGAGUUCUUGCCGCCCCAGUCUCUGCCAAGGGAGGGGAAGCCCGAGUUCUGGACGAGAUUGGCUGCGGGCUGGAUUGCGCAUCGAUGGACUGGGAGCGGCAGAAUAUGGUCGUCGCGCGCGACGAGGCCAUCUACCUCUACAGCCCGGAAGGAAGAGGUGCUUGUUACGCUUACGAUGGCCGCAAAACCUCUACGUUUGUAUCAAAACACAACCUCAUCAUCACCUCGCCCUCCGUGCCCACAGCCGCUGCGCGAAGACAGAUGCCCCGCGGGGCCGCCGACGACUCCGCAGACGCCGCCAAGAUCACGAUAUUCGAUCUUGAGAACAAAAUCGUGGCGUACUCUGGUGUGUUCCGCAAUGGCAUCAAGGCCCUCUUUUCACAGUGGGGAACAGUCUUCGUCUUCGAGGGCAAUGGCCAGGAGCACGCGACGACUGCCAAGCUGGAUGUACUGUACAAGCGUAACCUCUACACGCUUGCGCUGGGAUUGGCCAAGUCUCAGGGGGUGGCCGACGCUGGUCUUGCAGAGAUCCACAUGCUGUACGGUGAUUACCUGUAUGGCAAGGGAGACUUUGACGGGGCCAUGUCUCAGUUUGUGAAGACACUGGGAUUCACCCAGCCGUCUUAUGUCAUCCGAAAACGGAUUAACAAUCUCACGACCUACUUGCAGGAACUGCACGCUCGUGGUCUCGCCAACCCUGAUCAUACAACGCUUCUGCUGAACUGCUACACGAAAACAUCAGACCGUGCCCGUCUCGAUGCUUUCAUCAAAAACGAGGCGAAGCGGGAUGCCGGCGCGGAUGAGCUGCCGUUCGACCUCGACACCGCGAUCCGUGUUUGUCGCCAGGCGGGCUUCUUUGAGCACGCCACCUACCUGGCGAGGAAGUACGGUCGCCACGAGGACUACUUGCGCAUCCAGAUUGAAGAUGCCGAGGAGUAUAAAGACGCCCUCCGGUAUCUGCGCUCUUUGGGACCCGAGGCAUGCGAGGAGAACCUGGUUCACUACGGCCGCAGUUUGCUUCACCACGAGCCUGAGGCCACAACUGACCUCCUCAUCGACCUUUGCUCCGGUAACCUCGGCAAGAAGACGACGCACCAUGACAUGCAUGCUGAUUCGAGGGCGAACGGCAGUGGUCCAGCUGUUCUGUCCUAUCUUGGUGUCAACAGGUUGUUCGGCGCCGACAACCAGAACUCUGGCGGCCCAGCUACUCCCAAUGGAGCACCGACAAAUCCCUCUACUCCAGAGGCUGAGAGCCCGAGGGAAGAGGAGCCAAGCUACAUCCCACCAUCACCACGUCACUUCUUCCCGCACUUUAUCGACCACCACAACCUCUUCGUGCACUUCCUAGAGGACGUCGCCUAUUCUCUCUGGGGUCAGAAGGUAGACGCCACUGCACAGCGGACUAGCGUUCCAAUCCCGCGCCGGGAGGAGAAUGACUCAACGGAUCCGGCGCUCUCUGAUCAGCGUUCCGUGUGGAAUACACUCCUCGAGCUGUACCUCGACGACACGAACAGCAGCGACACCACGGUCGCCUCGACAGCGCGAUCGAAGGUGAUCUCGCUUCUGGGCUCGGGUGACAGCAUUCCAUUUGACCCAAUGCACGCGCUGGUAUUGUGCUCAAUGGCGGGCUUCACAGACGGGCUUGUCGGGCUCUGGGAGUCAAUGGGAAUGUACGAGGACGCCUUGCGGUAUUGGAUGGAGAAGGCGGCAGAGUCGCCAGAUCGCACGGCCAACGGUGGCGCUCCGGACCCGGGCUCAGAGGUGUUCAGAUACCUGGACGUGUAUGGGCCGACAAAUCUGUCACUCUAUCCCCUCGUGCUGCGGUGGAUGACAUCGUCGCCUGCGAUUCUCAGCAAGUACCAGGACCGCCUGUCGGGUAUCCUCGCGACAAUCGACGAGGAGCGCAUUAUCCCGCCGCUGGCUGUGGUACAACUUCUCAGCCGAAACGGUGUUGCGAGUGUUGGUCUCGUCAAGGAUUGGCUCAGGAGCAAGGUCGACGAGACGAAGAACGAGAUCGAAGCGUCGCUCGUGCAGUCGUACCGCUCCGAGACGGCGGCGAAGGAGCAGCAGAUUGCGAACCUGACGAAUACGACGGCUCCAGAGGUGUUCCAAGUGACACAGUGCGCAGCAUGUGGGGGCCAGCUCGACUUGCCCUCUGUCCACUUCAUGUGCAAGCACAGCUACCACCAGCGAUGUCUCUCGGACUCCGACCCCGAGUGCAUCCUCUGUGCGCAACAGCACACGAUGGUGCAGGAGAUCCGACGGAAUCAGACGCGCCUCGCGGACCGCCACGACAUCUUCCUCAACGAGGUGCACGACAGCGACGACGGAUUCGCCGUUGUCGCCGGCGCGUUUGGACGCGGCCUGUUCUCCAAGGACGUCAUUGACGCUUAUAAUCAAGGCUGGGGAGCUCACGUAGUUCGCGGUACCGCUCCUUCCGGUCAGCGUCAAUCGUCUCCAAUCGCGCAAGGAGCUUCUUCGCCUCUUCGCGCUGCUCAUCUUCUCCGUAUCCCAGGCUCGCCGAGAGGAGGAGGUAAUGCGCCAGCGCAUUCAUGCACCCUGCUGUCAGCUACCAUAUCAGGGUUGGCACGUACACUUGGAGUCGGGCUCGGCCUCGUGCAGCUCCUUAAUGCUGCUGAGCUCGCGGUCGAGGACCUCCUUGCUCGGUUCUGGAAGGUCAGCAAAGCAGGCGCUUUGACCUACGUUGUCCAACAAGCCAGCGGUGAUACAGCCACCCGCUCUGGUCCGCUGGCUCGGUCCACAAAGCCUGUGUGA